Tarenaya hassleriana is the source of this 1903-nucleotide messenger RNA. Its product is annotated as probable polyamine transporter At1g31830. The transcript is spliced from 2 exons. Gene Ontology annotation, cellular component: membrane. Gene Ontology annotation, biological process: transmembrane transport. The record is from RefSeq and is a predicted model, not a curated record. Gene Ontology annotation, molecular function: transmembrane transporter activity. NCBI's taxonomy places the organism in Eukaryota, Viridiplantae, Streptophyta, Magnoliopsida, Brassicales, Cleomaceae. Bases 304 to 1773 code for a protein of 489 amino acids.
CAAAAAAUCUCUGAAGCUACACAGCUGCACCUUGGACCCUAACCCCCCAAAAAAAAAAGUUUUUUCCUUUUGAGAAAAAAUGGGUUUCCCUUCCGUCAGAGUCGAGUUGUCCUGAUCUCCACUAACUUGUGGAUUUCUUCGACGGAGAUCCCAAAACAAUCCUCGACGAUUUGGGUUUCUUCCGGUCUGUUGAAAGUGUAGAACUUGGUGUUCCUUCUCAAAUCCUCGGAAAUCCCGAUCCGAUUUGAAACCUUAAAUGUUAUCGGGAUCGAGGGUUUUAAUUCUUAAAAUCUGGAUGACCUGAUGCAGAAGCGGAGGACCGCCGCCGCUCUGAACCCACCGGAGUUCCUCGACAUGGGAGGUAAUAGUGGUGCUGAGUAUGUCCAUGUCGGUGACGUUCCGUCGCCGAAAUCCGACAGGUCUCGGAAAGUAUCUGUUUUGCCACUCGUUUUCCUCAUCUUCUACGAGGUAUCUGGUGGUCCGUUCGGGGUGGAAGACAGUGUGAAUGCAGCAGGGCCAUUGUUAGCACUUUUAGGGUUCUUGAUCUUCCCUUUCAUAUGGAGUGUUCCCGAGGCACUGAUCACUGCCGAGAUGGGGACAAUGUUCCCUGAGAACGGAGGUUACGUGAUUUGGGUCUCGUCGGCAUUGGGACCUUACUGGGGAUUUCAGCAAGGUUGGAUGAAAUGGCUGAGUGGAGUUAUCGAUAAUGCCUUGUAUCCGGUCCUCUUCCUGGAUUACCUGAAAUCGGGGAUCCCGGCUCUUGGUGGCGGUUUGCCGAGAGUUGUAGCUGUCUUGGUCUUGACUCUGUUGCUGACUUACAUGAACUACAGGGGCUUGACUAUUGUCGGUUGGGCUGCUGUUCUGCUGGGAAUUCUCUCGGUCUUUCCUUUCGUGGUGAUGGGUUUCAUUUCAAUUCCAAAGCUGGAGCCUUCGAGAUGGCUAGUGAUGGACUUGAAUCAUGUGGACUGGAACUUGUAUUUAAACACGCUUUUCUGGAACCUCAACUACUGGGAUUCGAUCAGUACCCUCGCUGGUGAGGUGCAGAACCCGAACAAAACACUUCCUACGGCUUUGUUUUACGCUGUGAUUUUGGUCGUUCUUUCUUACAUCCUCCCCCUUUUGACUGGAACUGGAGCUAUUCCUCUAGACCGUGAGCUAUGGACUGAUGGGUAUUUCUCUGACAUUGGUAAAACUCUCGGGGGAUCAUGGUUGCGGUGGUGGAUUCAAGCGGCUGCAGCCACAUCAAACAUGGGGAUGUUUUUGGCCGAGAUGAGCAGUGACUCGUUUCAGCUUCUUGGGAUGGCCGAGCGUGGUAUGAUCCCAGAGUUCUUUGCCAAAAGGUCACGGUAUGGGACACCCUUGAUCGGGAUACUGUUUUCAGCCUCGGGUGUGAUUCUCUUGUCCUGGCUAAGCUUCCAAGAGAUUGUGGCUGCAGAAAACUUACUCUACUGCGUCGGGAUGAUCUUGGAGUUUAUAGCAUUUGUACGGCUGAGGAUGAAAUACCCGGCUGCUUCACGGCCAUACAAGAUUCCCUUAGGAACCAUCGGCUCGAUCCUUAUGUGCAUUCCUCCCACCAUACUGAUCUGUGCUGUGGUGGUCUUUUCCUCUCUCAAAGUUGCUGCAGUGAGUUUUGUUAUGCUAGUCAUUGGUCUAGUGAUGCAGCCUUGUCUGAAGCACGUUGAGAAAAGGAGAUGGCUCAAAUUCUCCAUCAGUUCUGACCUGCCAGACCUUCACCAGGACACCCGAGAAAUCGCAGAGUCACUCAUGGAGUAGAAACCAGCAGAAAGACUACUCGGGUCACCCGUUUAUCUUUGUGAAACAGUGUACUGUAUGUUUCUCUUCUUUGUAUCUGAAACUUCUUCCUGUUCUUUAGAACACAAGUUUUAUUGAGCUUGUUUUGCCU